AUGCAGACAUCUAAUAGAUUACGGACAGCUCUUUUGGAGGGAAAGAAGGCAUUUGGCGCUUGGCAGAUGCUUCCCGGUGCAAACGUUUCCCGAGUAUUGGCAAGGUCGGGAGUUGAUUGGGUCUUAGUAGACUGCGAGCAUGGGAACUUGGAUGAUGGUGCCAUGCACGAUGCCGUCCCUGCAAUUGCGGCUACAGGGGUUUCGCCCAUUGUGAGAUUGCCUGAUAUGCAAGGAUGGAUGGUAAAGCGUGCACUCGACAGCGGAGCUCAUGGUAUUGUUGUGCCUUUGCUGAGAACGCCUGAAGAAGCGAGACAGCUCGUGCAAUCUGCCAAGUUUCCGCCUCUAGGCCGUCGAGGUUUCGGGUCACCAAUUGCUCCAGAGCGAUUCCACCCCGAGCCGAGCUUCUCAGAGUAUCUCCAGCAAGCAAAUGAUUCUCUUUUGACCAUUGUUCAAAUUGAGACCAGGGAGGCACUUGAGUCUAUCGACGAGAUUGCUGCUGUUGAUGGCAUCGAUGUGUUAUUCAUUGGACCGUUCGAUCUUGGAAACGCCCUCGGCCACCCCAUUAUCGCAGGAGUCAUGGCCACGGAACUGAAAGAUGCCAUUGCCAAGAUCCUUGCUGCGGGAAUUGAAGUAUCUUUAGGUUGUGGGAAAGAGUUUACCGAUCCAGAUGAGAAGUGCGAGUACCACCCUGGUCCGCCCAUUUUCCACGAGGGGCAGAAAGGAUGGAAAUGCUGCAAGCCCCGUGUCUUGACCUUUGACGAGUUUAUGGAUAUUCCUCCCUGUACGACAGGCACACACUCGACCACCGACAAGCCGCCUCAGCUUGAGGAGAAACCCAAGCAGGAUGAUGCUGCCCUCGCCCAGAAGAUAGAUGCUCUGAACGCCGCCACUCCGUCUCGUGCACCGAUUCCAACUGCCCAGCACGCUCCUACUCCACCCCCACCUGCUCCCGAGUCGGAAGAUGAUGACCCCAGUAUUGAGAUCGCGGACGGUGUUGGCUGUAAGAGAAGGGCAUGCGGCGUAACAUACAAGAAGGGUAGCUCGAGAGAUGACGAGGAGUGUGUUCACCAUCCAGGAGUACCAAUCUUCCAUGAGGGGAGCAAGGGUUACUCCUGUUGCAAGAGGCGAGUGUUGGAGUUUGAUCAAUUCAUGAAGAUCGAGGGAUGCAAGACAAAGAACAGACACUUGUUUGUCGGCAGUGGUAAGAAGGAUGGCGCCGGUAGUGAGGAGGUCGUCUCCAGCGUCAGGCAUGACUUUUACCAGACCCCAGUCAGUGUUAUUGCAUCCUUCUUCUUGAAGAAGAUCGACAAGAGCACAGCCAAGAUCGAGUUGCAGCCAAAGCAACUUAACCUGGACCUUACAACAACCGACUCGCCCCCCAAGCGCUAUACAGCAGAAGUCCCCCUCUUUGCGCCGAUCGACCCAAAGAAGUCAUCGUACAGAGUGCUCGGCACGAAGCUAGAAUUCGUUCUCGCCAAAUCUGACGGCACCUCGUGGCCAGUGUUGCGGGGAGACGAGGCCCUGACAGGCGAGAUUCUCCAGGUCGGCCGUGCUGGAAGGGCUUGA
Molecule: messenger RNA, 1566 nt
Organism: Fusarium subglutinans
Lineage: Eukaryota; Fungi; Ascomycota; Sordariomycetes; Hypocreales; Nectriaceae
Product: zinc-binding protein
Exons: 9
Coding region: 1-1566 (521 amino acids)
Molecular function (GO): catalytic activity
Source: RefSeq, a predicted model, not a curated record